Molecule: messenger RNA, 973 nt
Organism: Danaus plexippus (monarch butterfly)
Lineage: Eukaryota; Metazoa; Arthropoda; Insecta; Lepidoptera; Nymphalidae
Exons: 1
Coding region: 111-869 (252 amino acids)
Source: RefSeq, a predicted model, not a curated record
AAUUUGAAUUGACGUUUAGGCAAUAUCGAAAAGUAUACAAUUUGUUAUCAUAUGAUAUUUAAUAAAUUAUUAAUAAACUUUAAUAGACAUAUUACUAAUAAAAAUAGGGUAUGGAUGUAUGUAGAGAUACAUCUGUUGAUGAUGAAAAAGAUUUGCAAGUGAAAAAAAUUGGGGAUGAUUCCAAUAAUAAUGAGGAAAUAAAUAAAUUAGAACAAUGUAAACAAGACUCGAGAGUUAUAGAAGAAAACGAUAUUAAGUUGAAAGAUAGAAUCACUCAGUGCAAAAACAUAAUAGCAUCUCUUAAACUAGAGCUUAACGAGGAAAAAAAUAAAAUAGAAAAAGAAGCAAAAGCUGCAAAAUCAAGUCAAAUAUCAGACGCUGCUACACAUUCGUAUACCUACAGCGACGGUAAUACAUCUAAUAAAAGCGAUUUAUUAGCUACUAAUCUGUUUUCAGUUUGUGUAGAUAGCAAAUUUAAUUGCGACGAAUCUUUAAUCGAAUAUGAAAAACAACUACAGAGGUAUCAAAACACUCUUAAUAUGGCACAGAUUGAAAAAAAGAAUGCCAUAAGAAAACAAAUGUUAGCUAAGGCUUAUAAAUUGAAACUUUUGGAAGUUGAAAAUCAAUGUAAUAUUGAAUUAUUACGAAUCAAACAAAGUCUGCAAUGUCUAGAACCUCUUCAAAUGAUUGCUGAUAAAUGGAAGAAUAGUAAUGAUGACGUUUACGAUUUGGACAACUAUGAAUUGAUACCCAGGUAUCCUGAAUUAAAUGAGACUUUGGGAAGCGAUAUUUUGUCUAAUUCAGACCUAACGGAAAAUAAGAUGGCCGUUGCUACAGACGUCAACGAUAAAUUACGUGACUCUAAUUAAAAAUUCCGGCACUUUGAAAUUUUUAUGAACGAUUUUUGAUAAAGUUGUAUAAUAUUGAAAUGAACUUUUAAAAAUUAAACGCUUUUAUAUUCUCUAGAACAGAA